This is a messenger RNA of Mycotypha africana, 2146 nucleotides long. RefSeq lists its product as uncharacterized. The transcript is spliced from 3 exons. The coding region runs from base 67 to 1821 and encodes 584 amino acids. Lineage: Eukaryota; Fungi; Mucoromycota; Mucoromycetes; Mucorales; Mycotyphaceae. The record is from RefSeq and is a predicted model, not a curated record.
AGAAACUUCAAUCAUGAAAAGACUGUAUACAAUAUAUCAACUCUUCUUAUUACUUGAUCUGAAAAUAUGGCGAAAAAAGGAAAUAAAAGAAAAUCUCACAAGAAGAACAAGAGACCAGCAUCUCAUAAUAACAAAAUCAAUAGUAACAACAGUAACAUAUCCAAGGUGGAAGAGGCCGUUGAGCCUACCAUGACUUCUGAUCUUGCUCAGUCAGACGCGCCGUCACCCUCAACCUCCUCAUCUAUCAAUUCGACAACAAAUAAGGAGGAAAUCAAGCAUUCAGAAGAGCAAGGACAGGAGAAAGAAAAGGAUGUCAAUAAUUCCAUAAACACAGCCACCAUCGACGAAGACACUCUAGGAUCACUUCUGGUGGGCGGUGUCAUUGUGAAAACAAUAUCGUUAAACCAACAAGACGAUGCAAAGGAAAAUUCCCGUUUUGCAAAGGAGUGUUUAGAGUCAAAUACAGCAGAUCAUCGUGCAGCAGAGACAAGAACCCCUGACGAAUCAAUGGCGACCUCGGAGUCAACUUGUCCAUCUGAAGCAUUGGGUACUAACAAUCAAGAAGAAAUCCGUACGACAAGCGUUUCAGAAAAUCAGGUAAACAACUCAAAGACAAUGAUGAAGGUGAAAAAUGAUGAAGCACACGUCCAAAAGGAUGCUGCCAUAGGUGAUAAGAAAGCUGGAUCGCAAGGCCUUAACACUCCUUCUGCUGGCACAGUAAUUCCUGCUAAAGAACGAGAAGAAGAAAAUCCAUCUGUCACUGCUGAUCAUCAAGAACAACAGGAAGCCAAUCUCGGCACAAAUGCGUCUAAGCUAAAUAUUAGCGUUUCCGAUGACGUUGAGCAAUUCGACACAUCACUAACAGCAGCCGCUACAGCCGCAGCAGCAGCACUUGAAGAAAUAGAUAACCUUUUUAGCGUUUCGCAAGCUGCUGUAGAACAAAAGCCUGAUGUUGAUAGUAAUCCUGCAAAUUCAACCUAUCCUUCCGCAGAGAGUAAAGUAAAGGUCUCCGACGCGACAACUGAGAACACUUCAACGCUAGAUGAAGAGAGCUUUCAAAACGCAGCAGUUAACUCAUUUGCAAAGACAACUCCCACCAUUAGCAUAACGGAACCGGUAUCGACUCCAACAGUAGAAGAACCAGAAAGAGAAGAGGAAAACAUAAAAAGUGACAAGAGUGGGGCUAACAGUGUUCAAGAAUAUGACGUGGCAAAUCACUCAACAACAACAACAACAACAACAACAGCAGGAACUAUAGUAACAACAAAAACAUCUGUAGAAAAGCCCGCCUGUACAAAGGAAAAAGAAGAAAAAGCGGAGGCUACUAAUACGACUGAAAAGGAAGGUAAAGCUAACUCUCUCAGUACUCUCGAGAGAAAUAAGCAAGGAGUAGACGAAGGUGAUCAACAGGAACAGCAGCAGCCAAUUGAGCGACAUGAAUCAGUAACCGAAGAAACUUUAACUGUUGGAUCACAAAGUGAACAGUCUGUGAACACUGCAGUAGCUGAAGUUGCUGCAAUAGCAAAGGAAAGCAAAACAUCAUCCACUUUUCUACGUAAGAGUUCAAGUGUGUUUUUACGUAAAGAGUCCGGAAACAAAGAAGACAAAGCUGUAACCAAACGAAAAUCCCAGAUCAUCAGUUUGUUUAAACGUACCGAGAAGACACCUUCUUCACCUUUAACGCAAACAGAAAAAGAUAAAGGAUAUAAAAAGAAAACGGACGAUACGCAAAAACCUGAAGAGAAGCUGAAAAAGCGACGUUCUUGGCUGUUUUGGAAGUCUUCUUCAACGAAGAACGCAAAAACUGUGCAACAGCAUUGAUUACUGAAAUUAACUGCUUAAUACAAAUGUUUUAUUCACUUUACCUUAUAGCUCGUUACUGCUCUAAUAAUUAAUUUCGUGCGAAUUUAUAACAUUCAAUAAUCAACAAUAAAUAGUGUCAUCUCUAUAUGUCUUGCUUUGAAUAACAGUAGCUCAUCAUACUCUAUUUGAAAGAAAAUUACAAAGAUACAUGAGAGUUGCUGACAAACUUAUUAAGAAUGAUAAAGUUUGCAGUCCAGUUUCAUCGGCACCAACGUUCUUUGAUCUUCCGAGGGUAUUAUAAAGCAAGAAUAACUGACUGCAUAGAUCCGUAGAAGUCCCAAAA